AGGGCGCGGCGCUUAGCGUGUUGACGGUACGGCGGGCGAGUUCGGCCAGUUUGGGAUCGAGUGACCGCAGGCACCAUGUCCAGGCCCUCGGCCUACCAGCACAAGCUGGCGGAGAAGCUGAGCAUCCUCACCCAGCGCGGGGCGGGGGUCCUCCUCCGACUCAGCCACAUCAAGAAGGUGUGCACGGACCCAAAACUCCGGCCCACGUUUCUGACGGAGAAGGCCAUGGAGCCCGCCAUCAAGCACAUCAACAAGAAGUUCCCCAACAUCGACUUCAGGGGAAACAGCAAUCACCUGGCCAGCAUCCAGAAGCAGAAGUCUGAGCUGCUCAAUGCCCUGGCGAGCUACUACCACUCCUUCCUGGACGUGAUGGAGUUCAGGGACCACGUGUACGAGCUGCUUAACACCAUCGACGCUUGCCAGUGUUACUUCAACAUUGCGGUGAACUUCGGCUUCACUAAACGAUACCUGGACCUGAUCGUGACCUACACCUCAGUCAUCCUGAUGCUGUCCCGCUCCGAGGACAAGAAGGCCCUGGUGGGCAUGUACAACUGCGCUCAUGAGAUGUCCAACGGAGCCAGUGACCCAGCCUACCCCCGGCUGGGGCAGAUGUUUGUAGAGUAUGAGCAGCCCUGGAAGAAACUGAUGGAAGAGUUUGGCCCUCACACCAAGCUGGUGACGGAGGCGGUGCUGUCCCUGCAGCUGGUGUACCCGCGGAGGAACCUGCCAGCGGAUCAGUGGCGCAGCGCCCAGAUGCUGAGCCUUCUGAGUGCGCCAGCCGCCAUGCUCAGCCCUGCCUGCUGUGACACUAUCCCAUGCGAGUACCUGCCCAUGGAAGUGAUGGAGCGCUGGAUCAUCAUGGGGUUCCUCCUGUGCCAUAGCAGUCUGAGUGUGAACCCGGCGUCUAUGGACCUGUGGAAGAUGGCUCUGCGUAGCGGCCUGCACCUCACGCUGAUCCGGGACGAGCUGCUCAACAUCCACAAGGUCACCGAGGACUGCUUUGACGGCAUCAAAGGGUACAGCAAGCGCAUAGCGGACAUCAAAGAGUGCAGGGAGCAAGCCAUAGCAACCUGUGGAGCGUUGCACAGAGAGAGAAGACUCUUCCUGCGAGGGGCACUGAAAGAGCUGUACAAAGUGCUGGAGGAUGAACCAGGCCUGCUGGGCCCUAAGGCCCUGUUUGUCUUCAUGGCUCUGUCGUUCUCCCGUGACGAGGUCCUCUGGCUGCUCCGACAUGCUGAAAAUGUCCCAAAGACCAAGACCCCAGAAGACUACGUGGACCAGCAGUUAGCAGAGCUGCUGUUCUACAUGGAGAAGCUCAGGGCCCUGAUGUCGAAGCACAGCCGGGUUGUCCAGCGCUAUCAUCUGCUGUACCUGGCACAGUUUGAUGCUCUGGCACUCAACGAUACAAUGCAGAACAUGAGCGUGUGUCCGGAGGAGGAGUCCAUACUGAUGACAUCGUUUGUCUCGGACCUGUCCGCACUGACGAUAAAGCAAGUGGAAUCGGGGGAGAAGUUUGACUUCAGGGCUCUCAGAAUGGACUGGCUACGACUGCAGGCAUACACCAGUGUGUUCAAGGCCCCCCUUCCUCUGAAAGAGUACCCGGACCUGGCCAAGAUCAUGAACAUGACCGAGUUCCACACCAAGAUGAUGGACAGUCUGGAGGAGCUGCUCCAGGAAACGUCUGACCUCUCCUCGCUGUGUUUCUUCCCCCGACAGUUUGAGAAGAUGUUCUUCCACAGCUGUGAGGACACGGUGAUGCAGCGAUAUCUCAUCUCCUUUCCCCUGGUCUGCUCACACUUCUCCCACUGCGCCCAUCCCAUGUGCCCAGAAGAGAUUCCAGCCACUGAGAAGAGGAGCCUGCGGCUCUGUGUGGCGUUCCUGGAGGAGAUCGCCCAGCAGACCUGCUCCGUGAUCAUGGAGAUCUGCGCCGAGCAGAGUAACCUGAACGACCAGCUGCUGGCCAAGCACUGUGCCCAGACCAUCAGCACGGCCCGGGACAAGAAGCUGAAGAGGCCUGAGCCCAAGAAGGGCGCGGUGCAGAGGGAGAAACCCGGGGCCGAGAGUCAGAGGAAGGACCGGGCCAUCGUCACCACGAUGGACAAGCUGCACCUGGCUCUGACGGAGCUGUGUGUGACGCUCAGUCACUGUGGCCAUAUCCUGGUGUGGGAGCACACCAUCGUCCCUGCAGAGUUCCUGCUGGGCCAGCUGGAGAUACGCCUCACGAAGAUAGUGGUGCAGAUGGCAGGGUAUAACCAGGCCACACAGGAGAUCGCUCGGCCCUCUGACCUCCUUGCGGGGAUCAGAGCGUACACUGCCAGCCUGCACACCCUAUCCCGCUACAUCAACCUGGACGUCACCCGCCUCAUGAAGAACGUCCUGCUGCAGCAGACCCAGCCACUCGACAGCCAGGGAGAGCAGACCAUCACCACCCUCUAUACCAACUGGUACCUGGAAGGCCUCCUUAAGCAAGCCAGCAGUGCCCUGAUUGUCCACUGUCCCACAAUGCACUGCUUCGUCAACCAGCCCACAGAGAGUGAGCAGAGCUUCAGGGCUGAGGAGUACUCCGACAUCCUCGAGCUGCAAGCCCUGGCUGAGCUCAUCGGUCCUUACGGCCUGAAGUUCCUGAGCGAGAAUCUGAUGUGGCACAUCACCUCUCAAGUCGGCGAGCUGAAGAAACUUGUGAUUGCGAACAUGGACGUUCUGGUGCAGAUGAGGUCUAACUUCGAUAAGCCAGAAGUGAUGGCCAAUCUUAAGAAGAGACUUCCUGCCUCUGAAAGUAUCCUGAAGAGAAUGACCAUCAUUGGCGUGAUUCUGUCCUUCAGAGCCAUGACACAGGACAUGCUGGGAGAUAUCAUGCACAAACACUGCCCGUAUCUCCUGGGGCCCAUAGAAAGCCUACGGGACCUCGUGUCUCCAGAAACUGACAUCAAGGUUACGCUCAGCGUCUUUGAGCUGGCCACUGCAGCCGGACUGUCCUGCGAUAUCGACCCCGCCCUCGUCAGCGCUCUGGCUAGCAUGCGAACAGACAGCUCCUCGGUAGAAGAGGAGUACAAGCUGACCUGCUUGCUCCUGGUUUACAUUGCUGUGUCCCUGCCUGUUCUGUCCCUGGACCCUAACUCGUGCUACAGUCGUGAGAACGGAGGACACCAGAACAACAUCCACUGCCUGGCCACUGCCAUCAACCAGCUCUCUGCAGCCAUGCUCACAGUCCAGAAGAAGAACGUCGAGCAGCACCUCAAAGAGUUCCUCUUGGUGGCGUCCUCCACUCUGCUGCAGCUGGGCCAGAACGUGGAGGCAGUAGACAGCAAAAACAGGGACUCCAUCUACAUUCUGCUCCACAUGAUAGUGGAGGAGUCACCGUUUCUGAGCCAGGACAUGCUGGAGAGUUGUUUCCCAUACGCCCUGCUACGCAAUGCCUACAGAGAUGUGUACAAGGCCUCCAUUAUCACACUGGGCUAACCCACUUCAUUAUCACCAUGAGCUAACCUACACCAUUAUCACACUGGGCUAACCAUUCCAUUAUCACAAUUCCUCCCUUUUACUAAUCAAUGCUUAAGGAUCUCACACAAAUCACAGAAAAUCAUCAAUCAAUCAUAUAUCUGAAAUAUCUUUACAAAUUUCGUGAAAAAUGUUCUGCACUCAUUAUAUUGUAGCUUUAUUGUAGCUUUAAGCUUUAAUGUACUGUUAUUGUUUUCGGGUACAGUGCCUUCUAAUAAAAAUGUAUUUCUAACAUCCCCA
Conger conger (European conger) is the source of this 3738-nucleotide messenger RNA. It is a transcript of the gene nckap1l, whose product is annotated as NCK associated protein 1 like. The transcript has 31 exons. The coding region runs from base 76 to 3459 and encodes 1127 amino acids. Gene Ontology annotation, cellular component: SCAR complex. NCBI's taxonomy places the organism in Eukaryota, Metazoa, Chordata, Actinopteri, Anguilliformes, Congridae. Gene Ontology annotation, biological process: cell migration; cell projection assembly; cortical actin cytoskeleton organization. The record is from RefSeq and is a predicted model, not a curated record.